UCGACAAGUACCGCGCAUGAUUCGAUGCAAUCAGUGUGUGCGAGUGUCGAACGACGCCUGAUCAUCCGAAAGAAACAAACAAUUCUUCAAAUUUCCUCGCUUACAUUGUGGUGUCCGAUGUGCUACCUAUAAAACCCUGCGAAUUCAGCCGCACCGCACCGCACCUCCAAGACCGGAGCCAGCUGAAUUCGUUCAAUCACGUUCGCGUCGCCCCGCACGAUCGCUCGCAAAGUGCUCCCACGCCAACAACGACACUUCAGUUCUCAGCCACAUCUAAUCAGCACUAAUGUUCACCAAGAAGGCCAGAUUGGGAGGCUUCCGCAUACCUUCUGCACAACGCGACAUGGACGUGCCGAUCACCUCCGACAUCGUGCUGCUCAGCGGUAAUUCGCACCCGGAGCUGGCGGACCUCAUCGGCAACCGACUGGGCGUCAAGUCGGGCGGCUGUGCUGUCUACCACAAGACCAACAGGGAGACUAUGGUGGAGAUUGGGGAUUCAGUCAGAGGCAAGGAUAUUUACAUCAUUCAAACUGGCACCAAGGACUGCAAUAAUAACAUUAUGGAACUACUGAUUAUGGCCUAUGCAUGCAAGACUUCCUCAGCCAAGUCUAUUGUUGCAGUUAUUCCUUAUCUUCCAUACAGCAAACAAUGUAAGAUGCGUAAACGUGGCUGCAUUGUCUCCAAGCUUCUCGCGAAGAUGAUGUGCAAUUCAGGCUUGACACACAUUAUCACCAUGGAUCUGCAUCAGAAGGAAAUUCAAGGCUUCUUUGAGUGUCCCGUGGACAAUCUGCGAGCCAGCCCGUUCCUGUUACAGUACAUUCAGGAGUGUAUUCCGGAUUAUCGCAAUUCAAUAAUUGUGGCACGCAACCCCGGCUCGGCGAACAAGGCCACCUCAUACGCGGAGCGUCUUCGUCUCGGCAUUGCCGUGAUUCACGGCGAACAAAAGGGAGCGGAAUCAGAUGAGGUGGAUGGGCGUUAUUCGCCGCCAACGCUUCCGCGCUCACGUACGAUGGACGCUGGCGUCGGCGUACCUGCGCAUCCCGCCAAGGAGAAGCCUCCAAUCAAUGUUGUAGGUGAUGUCGGUGGACGCAUCGCUAUCAUGGUGGACGACCUAAUCGAUGAUGUACAGUCUUUUGUGGCGGCGGCAGAGGUGCUCAAGGAGCGGGGCGCAUACAAGAUUUACGUACUCGCCACACACGGACUCUUAUCAUCGGACGCGCCGCGUUUGAUUGAAGACUCGCCAAUUGAUGAGGUGGUUGUGACAAACACGAUUCCGCACGAGCUCCAGAAGAUGCAAUGUCACAAAAUAAAAACAGUGGACAUCUCGAUUCUGCUCUCGGAGGCAAUCCGCCGUAUCCACAACAAGGAAUCAAUGUCCUACCUCUUCAAGAACGUCACGCUAGAGGACUAGCUUGCCGCGGCAGCUCUCUUUAUCGCGUUGUAUCAUUCAAGUCCUUACUUUCAACGUUCAAAGAGCUAUUUUUUCCAAAAUUUGUUACAUAUAAAUAAGAGUAAGCAUAUUUUAAGCUAGGGCUAAGAGCGCGACUGGGGAACGGUGACAGUAUCAUGCAUUCAGUAUUUCGUUAACUCCUUUAGAAAUGACAGUAUACAUUUUAUUUCCAUGCAUAACGUUUUAGUAUUCUGAGAGGUUUAUAUAUACGAUGCGUACACAUUUCCAUUGUGUCGUGAAUUGUGUAUUCUUGAACACCACGGUUGAUAGUUAACUCUUCUGUUUCGUGCAGCGAUGCAUCUGAUUGAUUCUCGUAUCUACUUUAUGAUUACAUACAUUAGCGAAUAUAAACAUGUUAAGAUUAGUUAAAUUUUAAAAAGUUUAUGAGUCUCUAGUUUGAAAUGAAGGAAAUGUUUAAUUGUAAGUUACUGUACAACAAACAAUAAAAUGGAGUAGAUGAA
Molecule: messenger RNA, 1911 nt
Organism: Dalotia coriaria
Lineage: Eukaryota; Metazoa; Arthropoda; Insecta; Coleoptera; Staphylinidae
Product: phosphoribosyl pyrophosphate synthase-associated protein 2
Exons: 6
Coding region: 287-1411 (374 amino acids)
Biological process (GO): 5-phosphoribose 1-diphosphate biosynthetic process; purine nucleotide biosynthetic process
Cellular component (GO): ribose phosphate diphosphokinase complex; cytoplasm
Molecular function (GO): ribose phosphate diphosphokinase activity; ATP binding; magnesium ion binding
Source: RefSeq, a predicted model, not a curated record